CACCUUUAUUCGUGGUUUUCGCCCGUGGCUGUGAGAGAGCAAAAUGGAGGAGGCUUCACGGAGCGACGAACCCAAUCGGAACCCUAACAUCGAUCGGAGCUCGAAUCCGAAUCCACUGUCGUCUAUAAUCUCUUCCGCGCACGUUUGGCCGACGAUCGACGGUCCGUUGGGGUUAACGGAGGAAGCAUCGGUGGAUUACGCUCGUCGAUUCUACAAGUUCGGAUUCGCUCUGUUGCCCUGGCUCUGGGCUGUCAACUGCUUCUACUUCUGGCCUGUCCUCCGUCACUCUCGUGCUUUCCCUCAGAUCCGCAAUCAUGUUGUUAGAUCAGCUAUUGGGUUCAGUGUCUUCACAGCUCUGCUUUCAGCGUGGGCAUUGACAUUCUCGAUAGGGGGAGAAGAGCUUUUUGGACCUGUUUGGGAUAAGCUGGUUAUGUACAACGUUGCUGAUCGUCUUGGCUUGUCUGGCUUGGCUUAGCCUCUCUCUCUCAUUGUUGCUCUUGUUUCCCUUCUUAUAUAUGCUUAGCAGUACUUGUUUGAGGAGAUCCAUGUUGUGAAUAUAAGCUGGAUAUUCAACGUUCUAUGAACCAAACAGCUCUUGAUGUAUGAUCUCUGUUGUAUCUGCGUAGACCAAAUAAGCUAAUGGGCUUGAUAGUGUAAUGAUUUGGCCCAUA
Raphanus sativus (radish) is the source of this 671-nucleotide messenger RNA. Its product is annotated as probable gamma-secretase subunit PEN-2. The transcript has 2 exons. Gene Ontology annotation, cellular component: gamma-secretase complex. Bases 44 to 475 code for a protein of 143 amino acids. Lineage: Eukaryota; Viridiplantae; Streptophyta; Magnoliopsida; Brassicales; Brassicaceae. The record is from RefSeq and is a predicted model, not a curated record.